Messenger RNA from Mercenaria mercenaria, 2471 nucleotides. RefSeq names its product leucine-rich repeat and guanylate kinase domain-containing protein-like. The coding region runs from base 314 to 2443 and encodes 709 amino acids. Gene Ontology annotation, cellular component: cytosol. The record is from RefSeq and is a predicted model, not a curated record. The transcript has 17 exons. Gene Ontology annotation, molecular function: GMP kinase activity; protein binding. Lineage: Eukaryota; Metazoa; Mollusca; Bivalvia; Venerida; Veneridae.
AAUUGUUUUGGGACGAAUCGUCUAAAUAAAACCAAAAUUUGACUUCUCUUGUGUAAAGCGUAUUAAUAUAUGUAUAAGGAUAAAUUCUUAACAAAAUACAGAUUUCGUCUAAAACAAACAAAACACACUUUAGAGACUCUGUAUGGGUGUUUUCUUGGUUUGUACGUUGAAACUAUUUUGACUUUCCCGGGAUACUCCAUUUUUAAAUUGGUAAUUUUGUUAACACGCGACUUCAAUCUGAAGAUUGCGGCUCCUUUUCUUUGUCGUCGUAUAAACUUAUCUGCCGGAAGUUCGCGGUAUCCAAGUAAACAACAUGGCGGAUGGUGGUAUGCAAAUCAUGGAUACUCAGCCAGUUGAGGAUGGAUUUGUCCACAUUAAUGGAGAGACUCAUGUCCUCAACUAUGACACUAACAUUUUAAAUCUUGAGCAGAACCGGGAAGUGUCCCCAGGUGCAGAUAUUGAGCCAGACAAUGAUAUAGUUACAGGAACAGAAUCUGCUGAUGAGGAAGAGGAGGAUAUUGAGUUAUCACCAGGUGGCAUUUUAGAUGAGGAAACAGUUGGUCGAGGACUAUCUAACCUUGGGCGUUCAGCAGAUGGGGCAAAACAGGUCUACCUGCACUGUACAAUACCUGGUUUCAACCUGAUAGAUAUACAGGCAAUUGCAAAUUAUACAGAACUCCAAAAAAUUGAAUUACCUUAUAAUCAAUUAACAGAUUUAUCACCACUAAGCAAUCUUCCAUUCCUGCUGAUUCUGGAUGCUUCUCACAACAAACUGACCACAGUGCUUGACUUCAAACCACCAAAGAACCUGAAAGAAGUGGACCUGUCAUUCAAUGAAAUUGAGGUCAUGACAGAUCUCUCAGCACACCAUUACCUCACUAAACUCAACAUAGACAACAACAACAUAAAGGACAUUAGAGGAUUAGAGAAGUGUUCUAGAUUGAAGCACCUGAGUCUGGCCCACAACAAAAUUGAAACCAUUCAAGGUCUAGAUUCCCUGCCAAUUCAUUACCUUAACCUGUGUCAUAACAAGCUAACACGGAUAGAAAACCUGGAAACUUUGAAGGUGAUACAGCAAAUUAACUUUUCUGGAAACAAGAUCCGUAGUUUGAAAGGGUUACAAGAUCAUGACCUACUUGAAUGUCUAGAUCUAGAGGACAAUGAGGUGAUUGACAUCACUGAAAUAAAGUACAUCAAAGAACUGCCAAUGUUGAGACAACUGAACUUGUUACGUAAUCCUAUACAAGAACUUCCUGACUACCGGCUCUCCAUACUCUUCCAAAUACAGCGGCUUACAGAGCUAGACAGACAUAAAGUGGAAGUAGAUGAAAAGGUUGCCUCAGUAAACAUGUUUAAUCCACCACCGGAGGUUAUCGCAGCCAGAGACCACAUCAUGCAUGUUGUCUACUCAUUUCUACAACCUAGUAGAGUCUGGGACAGUACCCUGCCAAGUAUAGAAACACCAUAUCCAAUGUUAGUUCUUGUUGGACCACAGGGGUCAGGGAAGAAGGACCUUGCUUUAAAACUUGUUGAGGAAUUCUCAGACUAUUUUGGAUAUGGAAUCUCCCACACAACAAGAAAGCCACAUAAAGAAGAAACAGCAGGGAAAGACUACCACUUUGUAACAGAAGAAAAGUUUGAAAUGGAUAUAAAAAUGGGCCAGUUUAUUCAGACUUACCAGUACAAUGGACAAUGGUAUGGACUACAGAUGGAAAGUAUAGAAUCUGUGGCCAGGGAGGGUCUGGCCUGUGUGGUCCACAUGGAACUGGAGGGAGUUUUAACGCUAAAGAACACAUACUUUGAGCCAAGGUAUGUUCUGGUAAUGCCCCUGACCGAGGAAUGCCAUGAGAAACGUCUGAGGGACAGGGGUAUCUACACGGAGAAGCAGAUAGAACAUACCUUAAUGAGAGCAGAUAUGUACAAGACUUACAACCAAAACCAUCCAGGAUUCUUUGAUAUGAUGAUCAAUGGUGGUCAAACUGAGGAGUCUGUAGAUGAUAUUCAGGAAGCCUAUAAGCGGUUAAGACGUCUGGUGAUGGAUUACCUCGGUAUUGGUGUGCCGUCCCCACCCUUGUCCGAUACUGGAGACAUGGCGACAGAUGUUCAGCGUGGUGACACAGAUCAGAACCUGACCACUCAGCUAGGGACCAGGACAUGGUCUAAGCCUAGUAUGUCAGAUACAAUGUCACAGACCUACAACCGUCCACGUGGAGCUCAGUCACCAAUUAUAUCUGGACGAGGCAUUGUGGAAGAAGCAUCACUGAAAAGAAGACAAAGUGCAGCAAAAGAAGCAGUGAUUGGGGCAGCACCGCCACUUUUUGAACAGUUACUUACAAGUUAUCCAAAGACAGCCCCUCAGAGUGUGGAGGGACAAGUCGGUCUUGGUGUGAGUGAACGGCAACUACCACAGACCCCAUCGCUCGUUUUCAGCUCCAAUUGUUAACAAACCAAAACGUCCAGGAUCUUCUGAC